Messenger RNA from Sphenostylis stenocarpa, 342 nucleotides. NCBI's taxonomy places the organism in Eukaryota, Viridiplantae, Streptophyta, Magnoliopsida, Fabales, Fabaceae. The record is from the annotation of a GenBank genome assembly.
AUGGCCGACAUCUUUGCUGGGGACCCCCACGUCUCUUUCCUUCAUCGCUCCAAUGGCGUCGAUAUCUAUGGAUGGGUUCCAAAUCAAAAUUUACAGAAUUCUAGCAAGGAUGACAAAAAGCCCCAAAAAACUGCAGCCGAAACAGGGCACAACCGGGUCAAAGCGUUAACUUAUGCAUGCAGUGACAGACAGUGUGAGUUUUGGAACAAGUUAGGACUGAAUUUUGUCAGUAGCAAAAACAAGGGUGAACCGUGGGCGCCACUUUCACACUUCAAGUGGGCCCACAAAAGAUCAAGCCUACAAUCAAUGCCAACUGUUCCCGUGUCCGCGUCCACAUCGUAG